UCUGCGUCAGCAGUAAUUGUGUGCCUUGCACUGCUUUCAGUGAGGGUGAGUGCAAAAGAUACAUCAAUAUGAGGUAUCAAACCGAGGCUUAGGUGCUCUUUUUAAGUGGCUACUCAUUUCCUUGAGCCAUAACAUGGGCUAAAGGUUAACUUACAUAUUCUCUGUGGAAGAAAAAUUUCCUUUUUUUUGGGGAAGGGAGAAGGAGGGGCAAAGGGCGUUGUUUCAUAUUCUUUCCUACCUAUAGACUCCAUGUGAUGUACAGUGCUGCUCAUGCAGAUUUUUUUUUUUCCUCCCACUGGAUUAUUUGCUAAUCAGACUUCAGUGCAGUGGAGAUAAGGGCGAGACUUCUGCCUAGCUAGGAGGCUCUGCCGGCGCCCCAACCUCGGAGCCAGGAGCGACGCCGCUGCCGCGCCGGCUCCCGGCGCGCCCCCGCUCCGGCGUGCCGCGUGUCCAUGGGCCCGGCGCGGCGGAGCUGUCCGAGGUGCUAGGAUGCUGGCAGCAGCCGGAUUGCAGCGGGAGAGGAGCCCCACAGUCCUGCCGGCACCCGAAGGUAGGCUUGCUCUUUGUUUGAGAAUCCCUGAUUAAUCAACAGCAGCAUCCACGGACCCGGGCAGCUGGAAAGAGCAAGCCUGCCGGUAGUCACGGGGGAGAGACAGAGACGAUGCCACGAGCCAGACUGUUUCAGACCUUCUGUAAGUGGCAAUGAGCAAGCAAGCGUCUUUCCUGCUGCAAGAAGCCAUUUGGAUAGGAUAUUUGCUGUUCCUUAUAUUCCUUUCUUUUUGUCUCCACAGAACAUAUUCAAAUGAGGCACCUUAGAAAUCUCUGUGUUAGUGCAUAUGAUGGUGCUGUAAUCGUCUGUGUUGUAAAGUGGGUAAAAAUCAUCCAGUUUCUUCUCUGCUGGACCUCAAAGCAGGGUGUUGUUUAUACCCUCCCAUUAUCCAUACCCUCUCCUCUCUGAAUGUGGAUUUAAAGAAGAAAGCACCUGUCUUUUCUUUUCACUGCAUUUUUUUUUAAAGCCAAACUUUCCAUGCCAUUUUAAUCGUAUGUUAAGAAGACCUGUAACAUAACAGAUUGACUUAUAGUGAUGUCGACUUCUACAAUCUGGGCAAUUCUGCCAACAAGAUUUAAUGCACUUUAACUGAAGAAAAAAAACUGAGCCUAACUGAAAAUCUGUUUCUUAUGGUGCUGAAAUAUCCCUUCCAACUGCACUGAGAUAACCACAGGAAAGGGCUUUUACAGACAAAAGUCACCUUUGAUUAUUGCACUUAGUGGUCCCCGUGGACUUGAAUUUUGGAAACGUUGCUUUCCUUUGUUCAUUAUCUCCUGCAAGAUGAUGAGUUCUAAUCAGGAGGAGGUCACUUUGGGCGCUUUUCUCCAGUAUAUUGAAGAUAUGGGGAUGAAGGCCUAUGAUGGCUUGGUUAUACAGAAUGCAUCAGAUAUUGCUCGAGAGAAUGAUCGCAUGAGGAAUGAAACAAACCUGGCUUACUUGAAAGAAAAGAGUGAAAAACGCCGAAAACAAGAAGAAGCAAUAAAACGCAUAGGUGGAGAAGUAGCAAGAGGAAAUGAAGGCAGCUAUGUGGGGAAACAUUUCCGCAUGGGAUUUAUGACAAUGCCUGCUCCUCAGGACAGACUGCCACACCCCUGCUCCAGUGGCUUUACUGUCAGAUCCCAGUCUCUUCAUUCAGUUGGAGGAACAGACGAUGAAAGCAGCAGCUCUCGAAAGCAGCCGCCUCCAAAACCGAAGCGAGACCCCAACACCAAACUGAGCACCUCAUCUGAAACAGUCAACACUGGAACAACGAGCAAAAGUGGGAAACUACCAGACAGGACUGAAGUGUCAGCCAAACCAAGACCUCACAGUGAUGAGUACACAAAGAAGAUUCCACCUCCUAAGCCGAAACGAAACCCAAACACACAGCUAAGCACAUCUUUUGAUGAAACAUAUAUCAAAAAGCAUGGCCCUAUGAAGACAACACUCACUAGGGAUGCCUCGCUCUCGCAGGUCAGCAGUCCUGCUCCAGAUACAGAGGAAGAAGAGCCUGUUUAUAUUGAAAUGGUUGGGAAUAUUCUCAGAGACUUCAAAAAAGAUGAGGAUGACCAAAGCGAAGCAGUCUACGAGGAGAUGAAAUACCCUAUAUUUGAUGAUGUAGGCCAAGAUUCAAAAUGUCAAUGUGAAUAUGACCAUCACACUUGUUCUUCUCAGUGUGCUACUCCCACAGUGCCUGACUUAGAUUUCACCAAGUCUUCAGUGCCAUCCACUCCCAAGGGCUUGCUUUGUGACAUACCCCCGCCAUUUCCAAACCUGCUUUCUCACAGACCUCCACUACUGGUGUUCCCACCAGCACCAGUGCAGUGUUCCCCAAAUUCUGACGAAUCUCCUCUAACUCCACUAGAGGUCACAAAGCUUCCUGUUUUAGAAAAUGUGUCUUACAUCAAACAGCAAGCUGGAGCUUCUCCAUCUUCACUGCCACCUCAUACACCAGGACAUCAAAAACUGGAGAAAGACCAGACAGUAUCUCAUGGAACUAGCACCCCUGGGCACACCUCCUCACCUCCUCAUCCUUCUACCUUAUACAGAACGCAAUCUCCACACGGUUAUCCUAAAAGUCACUCUGCCUCACCUUCUCCUGUCAGUAUGGGUAGGUCUCUUACCCCCUUAAGCCUCAAAAGACCUCCACCUUAUGACUCUGUACAUUCAGGAAGUCUCUCAAGAAGCUCUCCAUCAGUGCCUCAUUCUACAGCCAGAAACACAUUGCAAGAAGGAGGAAAGAUGGUCAGUGUCUCGGUCAGCACCUACGGGUCAUCAUCUCAGAGCAGUUCCCGUUCUCGGACACCCACCAGUCCUCUGGAGGAACUAACCAGCCUCUUCACCUCAGGACGAAGUCUCCUGAGGAAGUCCUCCAGUGGCAGAAGAUCUAAGGAACCUGCAGAAAAACCACUAGAUGAGCUGAAGAUCAGAAGUCACAGCACUGAACCACUACCAAAGCUGGAAAACAAAGAGAGAGGACAUCAUGGAACAGCUUCCUCUAGGGAGCCAGGGAAAGCUCAGGAAUGGGAUGGAACGCCAGGCCCCCCUGUGGUGUCCAGCAGGCUGGGGAGAUCCUCUGUCAGCCCAACCAUGCUGGCUGGAGGCAACAGCUCAGAGUCUAAAGCAAGUUGCCGGUUAGGCCGGUCCGCAUCCACGUCAGGAGUGCCUCCUCCGUCUGUGGCGCCGCUCAGGCAGCCCAGUGACCUCCAGCCGAGCCAGGUGACGUGCAUGCAGUGGUUACAAGGGGACCAUACGAUGCUGGAUAUGAUUGAAAAGAAACGUUGCCUCUGCAAAGAAAUCAAAGCUCGACAGAAAUCAGAGAAAGGACUCUGCAAACAGGACAGCAUGCCUAUUUUGCCGAGUUGGAAAAAGAAUGCCGGGACCAAGAAAUACAGUCCUCCUCCUUAUUCUAAACAACAAACUGUUUUCUGGGACACUGCAAUUUGACAGGGCUGUGGAGGAUGCCCUCUCUACUGUGUUGCACCAAGCACAG
This is a messenger RNA of Corvus hawaiiensis (hawaiian crow), 3521 nucleotides long. It is a transcript of the gene NYAP2, whose product is annotated as neuronal tyrosine-phosphorylated phosphoinositide-3-kinase adaptor 2. Gene Ontology annotation, biological process: neuron projection morphogenesis; phosphatidylinositol 3-kinase/protein kinase B signal transduction. The record is from RefSeq and is a predicted model, not a curated record. The transcript has 7 exons. Bases 1331 to 3475 code for a protein of 714 amino acids. Lineage: Eukaryota; Metazoa; Chordata; Aves; Passeriformes; Corvidae.